AUGAAGCUCUCCGCUACCGCCCUCGUGGCGGCCGUGACGCUGGCCACCUCGGUCACCGCCAACAUCGGUCGCGGCAUCGCCGACCCCAAAGCCAUCGAGGACCUCUACCGUCGUCAUCGCGACAGUGGCGAGUACCAGAAGCUGAUUCACAAGCGUGGGUCGCCCGUUCAACCUGCCCUUCGACCGCGCGCCACCACCGAGCCCGAUCAAGCGGCCAUCACGGACGCCACCCAAGAGUGCACCGCCUACAACCUUCCCGAGAUUUCGGCGAUCGCCAAGAACUUCCCUGCGCCCUGGGACAACGCCACGAUCCUGCCCGGCGAUACGCAGGCGCAGGCGGUGUGGGCUUCCAUCAAGGCGUCCGGCAUCAUCCCCGCCGGCAUCACGCCCAAGGGCACGGCCAAUGGGGAUUUCUCCGCCUUCACCCCUACCUACCCCCACAGCGACCCGGAUUGCUGGUGGACCUUCGGCGGCUGCGAUACGCCCAAGCACCCGAACCUCGCCAACGAUCUCGUCAGCUGCCCCGAACCGGAUACGUGGGGACUCACGUUCGAUGAUGGACCCAACUGCACCCACAACGCGUUCUACGACUUCCUCCAGAAGAACAACCAGAAGGCGACCAUGUUCUACAUCGGCUCCAACGUGCUCGAUUGGCCUUUGGAGGCGCAACGCGGUAUUGUCGAUGGUCACCACAUUUGCGUGCACACGUGGUCGCAUCAGUACAUGACGUCGUUCCCGGACGAGCAGGUGUUUGCCGAGCUGUACUACACGGCCAAGGUGAUCAAGGAUGUUGUUGGUGUGACGCCCACUUGCUGGCGACCUCCCUUCGGUGAUAUUGACGACCGCGUUCGUGCCAUUGCCAAGGGUCUUGGGCUCGAGAGUGUGCUCUGGACGGACGACACGGAUGAUUGGAAGAUCCUCCCCCUCGGAACUCUUCCCACGGCCUCGAUCGAUGCCAACUACGCCUCGAUCAUCGCGCAGGAAACCGCCGGUCCCCGUGCUCACCAAGGCAACAUCGUCCUCACGCACGAAAUCAACGGUCACACCAUGGAAGAGUUCAUGGCCCAGUACCCUAAGAUCCAAGCGGCCUUCAAACACAUUGUCCCCCUCACGGCGUGUAUGAACCAGACCAACCCCUACCCGGAAAGCAUUACGUAUCCCAACUUUGCCCAGUACGUAGCGGGCAAUAUCAACGCAACGGGCUUGCCUCAGGGCGCAACGAUCAAGGCCAAGGAUGCAAAGUACAACCCGACGGCGGCGGUGAAUCAGACCAUGACGGGGACUCAAACUGGUGGUGUGGCGAGUGCCACUGGUGCAGUGUUGGGUAGUAAGAGCUCCUCCACCACCGGUGCCGCCGCCGCUGCCGCCAGUGGGAACCACAAGAGCUCAGCCGGAAAGAUGGGUGGGGAGGUAAUGGUUAUCGCCACCAGCGUCGCUGCCGCCCUCGCCCUCGGCGCUACCGCUCUGCUCGUUUGA
This is a messenger RNA of Kalmanozyma brasiliensis GHG001, 1476 nucleotides long. RefSeq names its product Polysaccharide deacetylase. The record is from RefSeq and is a predicted model, not a curated record. Gene Ontology annotation, biological process: carbohydrate metabolic process. Gene Ontology annotation, molecular function: chitin deacetylase activity. The coding region runs from base 1 to 1476 and encodes 491 amino acids. NCBI's taxonomy places the organism in Eukaryota, Fungi, Basidiomycota, Ustilaginomycetes, Ustilaginales. Gene Ontology annotation, cellular component: membrane. The transcript has a single exon.